CUGCUUGGUCUUACCCGUUGACGUGUUUCUACACAGCAGAUGGCUUUACACAUAAAUCCUAUUAACAACUUUCUGCCCAUGGAGACGCGCUGAACACGGCGCUUUCUCGCUCUUUCAUUGUCUCGUCUGAGGAGCCUGUUUUGCAUUAUUUUCUAACAUCUACCAAGAAGUCGUCACAACAUGUCUGCAGAAAAGAAGCCCAAGAAGAAGAAGGAGGAGGCUAACAGCACAAGCGAGUCCAAGCUGAAUGGCAGCGAGGCCAAGAUAAAAAAAAUUAAAAUCAAAAAGAAUGAGGAAGCUUCUGAGGAGAGUCCUGUCUUGCAAAUUGACAAAAAGGUGAAGAAAAAGAAACUGGACAAGACAAAGGAACUGGGCAAAGAAAAGGAAAAAGAUAAAGAGACAAAAAAGAAAACGAAAAGUGCCCCCAAAAAGAAGAAAGAUUCAGUUACAGACGACGACGAGGAAGAGGAAGACACUGCUAAAAAGAAAACCAAGAAGAAGACAACCAAAGACAGCUCGCCAUCCCCCAGUGCCACCAAAGAAAAGAAAUCCAAAUCAAAAGAGGACAAGGAUUCCGAUGGAAAGGAGAAGAAGUCAAAGUCUAAAGAGAAAGACAAAAAGAAGGAAGCAGCGUCCCUGUUCCAGAUAAACGACAAAGAUUCUAAAAGCAAGAAGAAAGCCGCCAAAUCGGAAAGUGACGACAGCGAGGAGGAGGCCAAGUCGACAAAGUCCAAAAAGAAGUCUGCCGCAAGCUCCACGUCGUCUUUGUUCCAAACGUCAGGAGACAAAGAAAAGAAGACAAAGAAGAAAGCAAAGGCAGAAGAGAGCGAUGAUUCAGAGUCAGAAAAAGAAGAAAAAUCCAAAAAGAAGAAGGGCAAAGGAAAAAAGAAGAAGGAGAGAGCACCAUCACCUGAGAUCGAAUUUGACAACUUGGAAAAGUUUGUGAUGGAGCCGGCGCCUCAAGGCACGACCGUCAAAUGCAGAGUGACUCGAGACCAGCGAGGGAUGGAUAAGAGCAUGUAUCCACUUUACUUCCUUCAUCUUGACAACGAGAAGAAGACAUUUCUGUUGGCUGGCAGGAAGAGGAAGAAAAGUGCCACCUCCAAUUACCUCAUCUCCAUUGAUGCCACGGAUUUGUCAAGAGGUGGUGAUAACUUCAUAGGAAAACUGAGGUCUAAUUUAAUGGGCACCAAGUUUACUGUCUUUGACAAUGCUCUAAAUCCAGAAAAGGCCCUUCCAGACAUGUCCAAUGCGCGGCAGGAGUUAGCAGCAAUCAUUUACGAAACAAAUGUUUUAGGGAUGAAAGGGCCCAGGAGGAUGUCGGUCAUCAUUCCAGGCAUGGACAGGGACAACGAGCGAGUACCGCUCCGACCCAGAAAUGACUAUGACGGCCUGUUGAUACGGCACCAAAAUAGACGGAUGGAGAAUCUGAUUGAGCUUCACAAUAAGACACCUGUGUGGAACGAGGAAACGGCAUCACAUGUGCUCAAUUUCAAUGGCAGGGUCACCCAGGCCUCCAUCAAGAACUUCCAGAUCGUCCACAGCAAAGAUUUGGACUACAUUGUGAUGCAGUUUGGCCGAAUUGCUGACGAUAUUUUCACACUGGACUACAAGUACCCCAUGUGUGCAGUGCAGGCCUUCGCCAUUGCGCUCUCUAGCUUCGAUGGGAAAAUCGCCUGCGAAUGAGUCCCGAUUGUUGCCUCUGAGGAUCG
Hippocampus comes (tiger tail seahorse) is the source of this 1712-nucleotide messenger RNA. RefSeq names its product tubby-related protein 1-like. Bases 181 to 1686 code for a protein of 501 amino acids. Gene Ontology annotation, molecular function: actin filament binding. Lineage: Eukaryota; Metazoa; Chordata; Actinopteri; Syngnathiformes; Syngnathidae. The record is from RefSeq and is a predicted model, not a curated record. Gene Ontology annotation, cellular component: cilium. The transcript has 13 exons. Gene Ontology annotation, biological process: protein localization to cilium.